CAAACCCACAAACCCAUUUCUGCUCGGAUGACGAGCCAAUCUAAAGCCACCAUUUCUCUCCCUCUCUCUCUCUCUUUCUCUGUGUCUCUGUCUGUCUGCUUCCUCGGAAAAACGAAAAUCUGCCGGAAAAUUCUCUGUUAAGUCUCCGGGCAAUCGUUCCCCCGUCGGAAUGGUUUCUCCGGAGAGCACCAAUUGGCUGUUUGACUGCGGGUUGAUUGAAGACAUCACCGUCCCCGAUGGGAGUUUCCAGGUCUCCGGUUCGGGCUUCUCGUGGCCCAUUCAGGCCGUGAACGAGUCUUCCAUCUUCAGCUCAAAAAUUGAUGGAUCCUUGGGAGAAUCUGAUGGCCCUAAGGAGACUGGCUCAAAAAAGAGGAACAGAUCUGAGCCAUGCGGAACAUCUAGUUCCAAGGCUUGUAGGGAGAAGUUGCGGAGAGAUAGACUAAAUGACAAGUUUACGGAGUUGGGAUGCAUACUGGAGCCUGGAAGGCCUCCUAAGACUGACAAGGCUGCCAUCUUGAUUGACGCUGUUCGAAUGGUGACUCAGUUGCGGGGUGAAGCCCAGAAAUUGAAGGAGUCCAACUCUAGCCUCCAGGAGAAAAUCAAAGAGUUGAAAGCUGAGAAAAAUGAGCUCCACGAUGAGAAACGGAGGCUGAAGGCGGAGAAGGAGAAACUGGGGCAGCAGCUGAAGACCAUGAGUACGCAGCCGAGCUUCAUGCCUGCUCCUCCACCUCCUGUGAUCCCUGCUGCCUUUGCCGCUGUGCCUCAUGGCCAAGUUCCUGCUCCCAGGAACAAAUUGGUCCCAUUCAUCAGCUACCCAGGAGUCGCCAUGUGGCAGUUCAUGCCUCCUGCCACUGUGGAUACCUCACAGGAUCAUGUCCUCCGCCCGCCCGUGGCUUGAGUUAUUACACAUUAAAGGGCUAUAUCAAUCGGCAAAUCUCAUUCUCAUUUGCCUGUUAUUAUUUUUCUUCUUUUCCUGACAGAAGAAGUCUCUCUGACUGAAUUUUUGUUGGUAAAUGACUGCAUUUGCCAUCCAUGGCGACUGAACUUCCAUCAACCGUGUCAAUUUUAUUCUCUCCCCCAUGUAAAUGCUCGUGAAUUACAUCAUUUAAGCAGCUAUCUAUUGUUCUAAAAAAGAAUCUCAGGGUGCAUUCUCA
Messenger RNA from Punica granatum (pomegranate), 1154 nucleotides. The record is from RefSeq and is a predicted model, not a curated record. Lineage: Eukaryota; Viridiplantae; Streptophyta; Magnoliopsida; Myrtales; Lythraceae.